Molecule: messenger RNA, 3798 nt
Organism: Colletotrichum paranaense
Lineage: Eukaryota; Fungi; Ascomycota; Sordariomycetes; Glomerellales; Glomerellaceae
Product: GRAM domain-containing protein
Exons: 3
Coding region: 1-3798 (1265 amino acids)
Biological process (GO): intracellular sterol transport
Cellular component (GO): plasma membrane; cortical endoplasmic reticulum; endoplasmic reticulum-plasma membrane contact site
Molecular function (GO): sterol binding; sterol transfer activity
Source: RefSeq, a predicted model, not a curated record
AUGGACACCGCCAAUGAAAGCGGAGGAGCUCUGAGCAAGCUGCUACCAAAGUCAAUCGCUGCCAAGCGCCGCCGCAGAAAACAAGAAGCCCAAGAAGAUGAAGCCGCUGCCGCCACGGCCGCUUUGUUGAUAGGGGUCAAGGGGGAAGAAGUUACCGCUCCAGCUGUUACGCCUCCAGCACUCAGAGACGACGAUGCCAGCCAUCUAUCUAACAGACGCGACAGCGGCUCUUACGUUCAUGACACGGACAGCUUUGGAUUGGAAAAAGACGGCUCGACAGGGUUUCCCGACUACGACUACGGCCACUACCCCGAGCACGGCCACGCCGCCCACGACGCGGACGAUGCCAGCACCGAGGAAGCCACGAGCAUGCUGUCGCUGGACGAACCUGAUAUUGACGAUCUUCAAUCUCUUUCUCAGCACUCUCGACCAAGUGCCAUAUCGACACAUCCUUCGCAAAUAGGUUACUUGACUACUUCUUCCCCUAUCGUUCAGGCAACUCAUUUGCCUGAACCCCAACCACAGAUACUGGACGACCAACUCUCCCAGAUCGCCUCGGCGCGAUCCACUCUCUCCUCUGCCAAGCGGACGCAAUCCGUCGAGUCGUCGACAGAUUCUUCUUUGCGCUCCAAACGCAGUUUCACAAGUCUUGUGCCACCAAAGAAAAACACCACGAGAUCGCCAUCCCCCGUUGGCCGUCUCAAAGGUGUUUUUACAAAGUCAAAAAAGACUCCCAGUGCCGCCACAAGCCCCGACCGGUCCCUGGGCGGUGACGAAACCCCCGACCACGACCGAGACACGCGGAGAACAAGAGACCGAGGCAGAGCCACUGCUUCCACCUCUGACCUCACCACAACCACAAAGCCGUUUCUAGACAAUCCGACCCCGCCACAACCGAAUGCGACGAGCGACGCAGAUGCAUCUCGCGUAAAACAAUCAACAACGCAUUCACCUGAGCGACGUCGCUCCAGGGCCUCCACAAACACAUCUCGAAUCGACACCUCUUUCGUACCCCAAACCCCGCCCAACGCCGACAAGACGCCCGUCAUCGUCAACACCCCUCCGACACCGACCGACCACAACGCACCCUACGCUCAAUCUCCUCCGCCGGCCCCAGCUCCGCAGCCCGCUCCCGAAGUUUCUGUCACUGCCUCAGGCAACACGAAUGGUGGUUCUGCCACGGGUACUAUGCUUGCUCACCGCAGGGGUAGAUCAGGAUCUGGAAGUAUAGGGCCUAGCAAACUGUCCAACAUAACCCUCGCGCCUUUGACGCCCACCCCCGAGAACGGGACCGCAAGCAACCCAGGAACUCCAUCCGGCGGAAGCGGAUUCUUUUCAUCCGUCUUUUCGGCUGCGCAAAACGCCGCGACCUCGCUCACAAGUACCAUCCAGAAUACCGGCAUAGGACCGACCCCUCCCAAGAACAAGAACGUAGCUAAACCCCCCGAUAUCAAGAUCGACGAGCAGCCCGAGGUCGAGCCGCCACCUCCAUCCGCAACAGGCUCGACCAUGGAGAAAGAGCCAGCAGUCAAGACCAUUGGGUCGGGCGAGCUCAGCCUCAGUCAAUUAGGUAUAACGGACACAGCCAGCAAUGCAGGAACGCCCAUUACAGCAAAAUUCCCCGAAUCGGACGCACGAGCUAGAAGCGAGUCAGCCCCGACAGACGCUGCCUAUGCCGCUGCCACGCGUGACCUCGGAGUAGACGACGGCCGAAACGCGGCGAGACCUCAAUCACUGUACGAUCCAGGAAGUGCCGGGGACCGAACCCCUCCGCAAGGCAGCAUACACGAAGACAAGAUUUCAGGAGUCCAACGAAGUGGAAGUAUUCGAAGCGCCAUUGGACGCCAUCGCAAGCGAGGAAGCUCAGCUGUGUCGGGAGGUACGGCUACUACUAUUGGCGCUGCCAUUGCUGCGGCUAACGCGUCUCUUGCUCACCCUCAAGCCAACGCGAGCGUACCGAAACUUACGGGAUUCGCGGUUGCGAGCAAGAAGCGCAAUCGAGAUUUCCAUGGAUUUUUCAAGAGCGUGCCCGACGACGAUUACCUCAUCGAAGACUACAGCUGUGCGUUGCAGCGCGAGAUCCUGGCGCACGGCCGCCUGUACGUAUCCGAAGGCCACUUGUGCUUUAGCAGCAACAUCCUCGGCUGGUCGACCACGCUUGUCAUGAGCUUUGACGAAAUAGUAAGCGUUGAGAAGCGCAGCACGGCCCUGGUUUUCAAGAACGGACUCAUGAUCACGACCCUACAUGCCAAGCAUAUUUUUGCCAGUUUCACCAGUCGAGACUCGACUUACGACCUAAUUGUCAAUAUUUGGAAACUUGGUCACCCGACCCUGCAAAGCUCGCUAAACGGAGUGCAGCUCGAGGGUACUGGUGGUGACAAGACAGAAAAGGUUGACGCGAAUAGUGCAGUGGUAGCAGAUGUUGAUGAUGGUAGUUUGUCCGGCACCGAUGAAGAAAGUGAUUCUGGCGAUGACGACGACGUUUACGACGAAGAUGACGACGCAGAGGACUUGCAAGAUGUCACGCAACUGUCAGAAGUCAACGCUGAACCCGAAGGUGGAAAGACCGUCUCUCGCAAGGUAUCUGGUGCAGGUGCUAAUGGCGCUGUCGCCGAUGUCGUCAAGGAGGCUGUCGGUGCUGCUCCAGGCGGCAAUGACUUCCCUGGUCCGGCCACUCAUGCGCCAACCGACUGCGGAGACUCCGACACGCACUACGACAGGAUUGUCGGCGACGAUGUCAUUCCUGCGCCCUUGGGCAAGGUGUAUAACUUGCUCUUCGGCCCAGCCUCGGUCACCUGGAUGACAAAAUGGCUCACUGUUGAGGCCAAGUGUACAGAGUUGACCAUGGAGGACAAGAAGGGGCUGACUCUCGACAAUAAGUCUCGGUAUUUCACUUACAUUAAGCCUCUCAAUGGUGCCAUCGGUCCGAAGCAGACAAAAUGUCUUGUAACGGAGACCUUGGAUCAUCUUGAUUUUGAGAAAGCCAUCAACUUUAGCGUCACCACACAAACCCCAGAUGUACCGAACGGCAACAUUUUCAGCGUCAAGACCAAGUACUGUUUGACGUGGGCCGACAACAACUCUACCAGAGUACAAUCCAACUGCACUAUUGAGUGGACGGGCAAGAGUUGGUUGAAGGGUCCUAUCGAAAAGGGAGCCAAUGAUGGCCAGACCCAGUACUGCAAAGACCUUUUUGCUAGUCUGAAAUCAGCUGUGUCUACUAAAGCUCGCGCUGGCGGUGCGGGAGCGGGCUCAGGCCCCAAGGGCAAGAAGAAGAGCAAGAAGAGCAAGGCGGCCGGCUCAACAACAGACGCCGAAGACGAGCAGGUUCGUCCAAGACAUGUUCCCAAGACGAAUUGGGGUCCAUUGGAGCCUGUCCGCGGCAUUCUCGAGCCAAUUCUCGACAUUGCCAAACCACUACUCACGGGCAACAUGAUGUAUGGCCUCCUAGUUGGCCUUCUCGUUGCUACGUGGUUUGGCUUUGGCCUGCCUGGCAGACAAGCGUCUGGAGACAUGCGCAUGUAUGGUUAUCCGGAUCGUCUUGCGGCGUACGACGAGAUGUGGAGGCGCGAAGAGAGUGAACUUUGGGAGUGGUUGGAGGAAAGAGUUGGGUUGGAGCGCUUGCACGAAGGCAGCUUGCCCAUUCGGAAGCGAGCAAUGGAGCCAAGUACUGUGGAGGAGAGGGCCAGAGAGGAUCGUAUGGAUGAGCGUGAGAUUGAAGAGGCAAUCAAGGUGACGGAAGAGAAGCUUAAGGUGUUGAAGGGCGUCAUGGACAAGAAGAAGCCAACAUCCGGUUGA